This is a messenger RNA of Symbiodinium sp. CCMP2456, 2531 nucleotides long. The record is from the annotation of a GenBank genome assembly. Lineage: Eukaryota; Dinophyceae; Suessiales; Symbiodiniaceae.
AUGGGACAGGCACAUCCGCGAGCAAGCCGAGAAGUGAAAGCACAAGCAGUUUUUCAUGGAGAGAGCGCACUGACCCGAGUAGUUACUUGCAGAGGGCGCACCAAUGCGGUGCUCAUGUUGGCUGCGACCGCGACGGAGGAAACAGAGAUCCUGGUUCAGGCUAUGGCCGAGAAACUACCAGCAGCUGGGCUUCAACAAGUGCGAUGUGUGACUGUAGACAAUCCUUCCGGCAAACUGUGGAAAGGCCUGCGUUGCAUUUGCCCAAAUUUGCAGAUUCUGUGCCUCGACCCUGUACAUCUUGCCAUGACAUGCGAGUAUGCAUCCAGUCGGAAGCGUACGGCAAUGUCCAAGACCUUGCGUGCAAUAUUGCAGAAGUUGUCCGUGCGGAGCUCACGCUGCACUGAAAACACGUGGGGCACUAUUUUCAGAGGCGAUAACGCCAAGCCUCUGACACAUGAGGAGCAGAAGGCUCGCUCGCAAAUUGAGGAUCGCAGCAUGCCGCUAAAGAAAGCUACCGCUGUGCUUGAACAUUUGAAUGCGUCCGUUCCGUUUUUCGAACGGGCUGAGUGGUCUAAGUCGUUGGCUGCUUUGGCAGCUGUGUAUCGGCAAGACAUGGACCGCGUGGUGCCGGGCCCGAACCGGAAGGUGUACGAACUUCUCCACUCGGCUGCCGCUGCAGAGCGGACGGAGUGGUAUUUUAACAACCUUCGCGCCCGACACGCGAUUGCCACCAGCAGACUAAGUCUGCUUCCGGUCGGCACGACCUUGUCCUUAAAGCUCAAGAUUCUGCAGCUUUCGAAGCAGAUGACGCACAAUGCUGCGCUGUACCAUGAAACGACUCGGCAGAUGGCCGAAGCCGAAGUCUUAGCUCGCACAUCGUCCAGGGAGAUGUGGAGCCUAGGGCAGUGGCACGCAUGGUGCGACGAGCUUCAGGAUGACGCUGGGAUCAAGAAGGCGUCUUUGCAUUUUCAUCCACAGAGGGAAAACGAGCGUGACACGGUUCGAGCAAGGGUCUUCAAAAGACCGGCAGCUAAUAUGGCUGAUGCUCCACCAACGAGCGGAGAACGCCGCACACUUUGGACCGGCAGGACAGCCUUCGUCGAGCAGGUGUCCGUGGCCGAAAACCGGCUACGUAAUUGCGUUGCGGUGUUUGCCACUUUGUGCAAGACCAGUCAGCGUGCUUCACAAUUGGGGCUGUUCUGGGAAACGCUCCCCCAGGUUGGACGGCCCAUCGCGGUCCGUGGCCGGACGCGCGGGUCUCGGCCCACGGCUGCGGCCGUUCUAGGCGCAGCGUGUUGCUGCGCCGUUGGUCCUGUGCCUCAUGUCGGCCAGCCGGAGGGUGUUACCCUUCUCGACUGCAUCGAGACUUGUGCGGCCCCUUUACCCGGGCGUAUGAGUUUCGUCCAGAGGUUGAAGUGGCGGAAAGAUAUUGCUACCAGACCGCUUAAGAGCCGCGACGGGCGGUUCACUACCUCUGAGGAAGAGGUCGCCCUUUGGCGCAGCGUCAUGGAGUUCCUCCAUGAGAUGCAGGAAGGAGAAGAGGAGGAGGAAGAGGAGGAAGACGAGGAGGAUCUUCCUCCCUCCAUGGCACCGUCGAUGGAGCGGCUGUCCCUACGCGGGCGGCUCCCGCCGCCGCGACGGACGCGCCCGCUACCGCAGCCACUGGCCACUGGGCUGACUGCGGCCGGUGACGGCGCGCUGGCUGUGGUUGCCGUCCCGGCUGACCGCCGUCGUGCGCUUCGCGCGCAUGGCGUUGCGAUUUCGUCGGGUGAGCGUGACCUGCUCACGACGAAAGCCUCGCGCCUUGCGGAGGAGUUCGGCCAGGUCGGGGGCGACUGGCACCCGACCAGAGUGGUCAGGCGCUUGCGGGCCAGGUUUUCGGUCGCAGCGCUCAUGGAAGGGGAUGACGGCGAUGCCGCCGAAAUUGAGAAGGAGAUCCAAACGAUUGGUGAGCUCAUCCUUGCCGCGGCAGGCAGAGCGCCAGCGCCGACAAGGUUUGGAGCUCUCAUGACGUUCCCCCGGGAGCGGCCGGCUCACCGUCGCCGCCGCUUCCCCCGCCGGCUGUUCCCGCCAGCUGCCAAAGCGCCACAGUUGGGGCCGGCGGCGGCCAAGUCUGGCGCCCCGACUAUAAGGUGCGUCCGUGGGCGAGAGGCCUUGAAGGAGGCUCUGUCGGCCCGCGGUGGCCAGAACUCCAUCACGUCAGUGAAGACGGACAACGUCUGGCCGACGUUGACGGAUGAUAACAGCGACACCAUGCAAGGACGCGGUGCUCUUUCACGAAGAGUUCGAGGACGUUUGCGCCCUCGCACGCGGGAGCGGCUCCUCGCCCUCAAGGUCAUCUCGGACCCUGAGGCGGUGUACCUUCGCAUCAAGAACAAGCACUUGAUGUUUGGUGAGAGCCGUGAGGAGCGAGAGGUGAGGGUGGAUGGUGAGCACCAGGCCUUCACGAAGGGGAAGCUCACGGGUCACCAAUUUGAGCCUCUUUUCGAGGCUUCCAUAGCCGAUUUUGAGGAAGUCGUCUUAGGCAAGAC